AUGUGUUUUGGCAGCAGGAAGACGGACGAGGCCGGCGAUGCUCGCUCGCGCGAGCUCGACAAGGUCAUCAAACAAGAUGAGAAGCGCAUGGCAAAAGAAGUUAAACUCCUUCUCCUCGGUGCCGGAGAAUCGGGCAAGUCUACCGUUCUCAAACAGAUGAAAUUGAUAUACGCCCAAGGUUUCAGUAAAACGGAGAAACUAGAAUGGAAGCCGGUUGUGCUAAUUAAUGUCAUCCAAUCGUUGCGGCUCAUCUUCGAUGCUAUGGAAGAUUAUGCAAUUGAAUUUGAACGAAAGGAAAACGAGAAAAACAAAGUGCUAGUUCUUGUCGAUGUAGAGAUAGGGCCCGAGGAUCCCUUACCACAAGAUUACCUCGAGCCCAUCAGAUCCCUUUGGGCUGAUGCUGGCGUUCAAAAGGCCAUCCUUAAGGGCAACGAAUAUGCUCUUCACGACAAUAUUGCAUAUUUCUGUGACGAUGUAGAUCGUCUGUGGGAUAAGAACUAUAUACCGACCGAUCAAGACCUCUUGCGAACUCGUUUAAGAACAACUGGCAUCACCGAGACUGUUUUCGAUCUAGGACAAUUGACAUACCGGAUGUUCGACGUUGGUGGACAAAGAUCUGAGCGAAAGAAGUGGAUUCAUUGCUUCGAGAACGUCAACUGCUUGCUGUUUUUGGUUGCUAUCAGUGGCUACGAUCAAUGUCUUGUCGAAGACAAGGAUGGUAACCAAAUGAACGAAGCUCUGAUGUUGUGGGAAUCGAUUGCGAACUCGCACUGGUUCGCCAAGUCGGCGCUUAUUCUCUUCCUAAACAAGAUGGAUCUCUUUAGAGAGAAAUUGACAUCAAGCCCCAUCACGUCCUAUGGCUUCACCGAUUACCGCGGCCCUCCCGAUGACCACAAGCAGGCGAGCAAGUACUUCAUGGACAAAUUCAAGGCCUUGAACCGGAACCCCGAGAAGGAGAUCUAUGGACACUUCACCAAUGCCACCGACACGAACUUGCUGAAGAUUACCAUGACAUCCGUACAGGACAUGAUUAUACAACGGAACCUGAAACAGUUGAUCCUGUGA
Xylaria bambusicola is the source of this 1065-nucleotide messenger RNA. Its product is annotated as G protein alpha subunit. NCBI's taxonomy places the organism in Eukaryota, Fungi, Ascomycota, Sordariomycetes, Xylariales, Xylariaceae. Gene Ontology annotation, cellular component: heterotrimeric G-protein complex. The coding region runs from base 1 to 1065 and encodes 354 amino acids. Gene Ontology annotation, molecular function: G-protein beta/gamma-subunit complex binding; G protein-coupled receptor binding; GTPase activity. The transcript is spliced from 5 exons. Gene Ontology annotation, biological process: G protein-coupled receptor signaling pathway. The record is from RefSeq and is a predicted model, not a curated record.